AAAGAAUCACGCAAUCUUUCAUUUCUUUGUGGGAGAUACAUUGGUACGUCAACGUUAAAAGUCCUCUCGAUGAUUCUCAACUUAGCCGACGUCUACUAAUUUUUGGAUUUUUUAAAAACGAUCUAAAUAAAGAAUUUAAUUUUUCUUAUUCGUAUCAAAAACAUUCCAUGCAAUGGAAGAUAUAAAAAUUAUAAAAAAUCAAUCAACGAUUGAAGAACGAAAAAUCAUUUACGAAUGGAAAAUUAAUCAGUUUCUUUCAAUUACAAGUUCUCCCAUGAACUGUGCAAGCCCUGACAGUAUAAUCCAAUCACCAGUUUUUUCAACUAAUAAUAUACGUGGUGAUAGUUCAUGGCGUUUAAAAAUAUCUCAUCAACAAGAGGGUUUUGGUCGCAAUUGUUUAUACAUAUCUCUGACAUAUUGUGGUGGUCAUCAAAAAAUAAAAGCCAAAUAUUCAAUAUGUAUUAUUGAUAGUGAAAAAAACUGACAAUUUAUACGUGGAGAACAGGCAUAUCAAACUUUCGAAAUUCGUCGAGACUGUAAUGCUCACAAUGUCGUUGAAUCAACCCAUCACUAAACUUCGAUUAGGAGAAUCGAAACAAAUUGUCGACGAUUUAAAAGAUCUUUUUCAUAGUAAAGAAGGCAGUGAUGUUGUUCUAAUUGUGGGAGAUAAGAAAAUUCCAGCUCACAAAACUUUGCUGGUGAGUCGAAGCCCUGUAUUUUCUGCAAUGUUUAAACAUAAGCUGAAAGAAAACCAAGAAAAUGAAGUAGACAUUCCUGAUAUGGAUCCUGAUAUUUGUGAGAAACUGUUAGAAUUUAUUUAUACGGACAAUGUGACUGAUUUUGAUCAAUUUUUUGAACGUUUAUACGAACCGGCAGAUAAAUAUCAGAUACCAGCUCUUAAAAAGGUAUGCGAAGAAUUACUUUAUAAGAACGUAAAUGUUGAAAAUGCCGUUCAAUAUCUCGUUUUACUUGACCGUCAUAAUGCUGGUGAAGAAUUUUUUAACUAUAUACUUGAUUUCAUCGCAAUCAAUUCCAAGAAAAUUAUCGAAACCCCAGAAUUUAAAGCCUUGGAAAAAACUAAUACAGAAUUAUUAAUGACUAUAGUAACGAAAAUUUGCAGUAGCAAAUAAAAAAACAAGUACACAUUUAAAUUUUUUAAAACUUUAAUCAAAUAAAGUCAUAAAUUUAAAAAUGAAUUUUUGAAUUCUUUUAUUUCUGGGUAAUCCAAUACCACAACAUAUACUGGAUGUUU
Microplitis mediator is the source of this 1252-nucleotide messenger RNA. Its product is annotated as speckle-type POZ protein-like. NCBI's taxonomy places the organism in Eukaryota, Metazoa, Arthropoda, Insecta, Hymenoptera, Braconidae. Bases 540 to 1130 code for a protein of 196 amino acids. Gene Ontology annotation, cellular component: cytoplasm. Gene Ontology annotation, biological process: proteasome-mediated ubiquitin-dependent protein catabolic process; regulation of proteolysis. Gene Ontology annotation, molecular function: ubiquitin protein ligase binding. The record is from RefSeq and is a predicted model, not a curated record. The transcript has 3 exons.